Messenger RNA from Medicago truncatula (barrel medic), 1110 nucleotides. RefSeq lists its product as uncharacterized. NCBI's taxonomy places the organism in Eukaryota, Viridiplantae, Streptophyta, Magnoliopsida, Fabales, Fabaceae. Gene Ontology annotation, biological process: protein folding; chaperone-mediated protein complex assembly. The record is from RefSeq and is a predicted model, not a curated record. The transcript has 7 exons. Gene Ontology annotation, cellular component: cytosol; nucleus. Bases 154 to 858 code for a protein of 234 amino acids. Gene Ontology annotation, molecular function: Hsp90 protein binding; protein-folding chaperone binding.
UCUACUUGAAGUGUCAUCCAAUCAACGUGGCAUAUAAAUACGCAACAGCUGAAUAAGUAUCACUUUUGGGGUUUUUUCUGUCACUAACCAAAGAAGGAAUUAGGGUUUUACGGUACCUACCUCUUUUUCUCAUCUUCGAUUCAAUCCAACAACAUGAGUCGCCAUCCUGAGGUUAAGUGGGCACAGAGAGAAGACAAGGUCUACAUCACAGUGCAGUUGGCUGAUUCCAAAAAUUCAAAAGUUGAUCUUACUCCAGAAGGUGAUUUUACCUUUUCUGGUAGUGCUGGUGCUGGAGACAAUCAGUAUGAGCUGAAACUUGAGCUCUUUGACAAGGUUAAUGUAGAGGAGAGCAAAAUCAGUGUAGGAGUGCGAAACAUAUUCUGUGUAGUGCAGAAGGCUGAGAGUGGAUGGUGGAAGAGGUUGUUGCGUGGAGAAGGCAAGGCUCCUCAUUAUGUGAAAAUAGAUUGGGAUAAAUGGGUUGAUGAAGAUGAGGUUGAAGAAGGUGGUGGUGGUGAUGUAGACUUGGGAGGAAUGGAUUUCUCGAAAUUCGGCGGGAUGGGUGGCGGUGAUCCCAUGGGAGGAAUGGGAGGCAUGGGCGGCUUGGGAGGAAUGAUGGGGGGCAUGGGAGGAAUGGGAGGCAUGGGAGGAAUGGAAGGACUGGGAGGCAUGGGAGGAAUGGAAGGACUGGGAGGAAUGGACUUCUCUAAAUUUGCUGGGAUGGGUGGUGAUGCAAUGGAUGAUAUUGACGAGAGUGACGAUGAAGAUCAAGAAGUGUCAAAGCCUGGAGAGCAAGAUGCUGCAGGCAAGAGCGCUGGUGAGGCAGCUACAGAGAGUGUAGAAGCUACUCCAAGCACAUAAUAACCUUGCAGUGCAAGAUUUGAAGAUGCUUAUAAAGACUGUUGAGUGAAAUUUUUCCUCCUUUGUGCCAUUCAGUGGUAGUUUAAGUGGGAGACGUUUGUGUCCUCUUUGAUGUGUUGACUUAACAGUAGGAUAUUGUAUAAUUGAGAUUUAUUUAAUGCAUGAAUGGCGGUGAUUUGUUUCUAGCCAGCGCUGUCUCGAUGGAAAAGAACGUUGGUAUAAUAUUCACUUGAUCUUAUUUCGCACAUCAAA